Messenger RNA from Euleptes europaea (tarantolino), 1978 nucleotides. It is a transcript of the gene ZC3H12A, whose product is annotated as zinc finger CCCH-type containing 12A. The transcript is spliced from 5 exons. The record is from RefSeq and is a predicted model, not a curated record. Gene Ontology annotation, molecular function: mRNA binding; metal ion binding; RNA endonuclease activity. Gene Ontology annotation, biological process: nuclear-transcribed mRNA catabolic process, RNase MRP-dependent; 3'-UTR-mediated mRNA destabilization. Bases 1 to 1974 code for a protein of 657 amino acids. Gene Ontology annotation, cellular component: cytoplasmic ribonucleoprotein granule; nucleus. Lineage: Eukaryota; Metazoa; Chordata; Lepidosauria; Squamata; Sphaerodactylidae.
AUGGAUCUGGACAGCAUCCCCUCUGCCCGGGGCUUCCCUGGCUGGAGCGACCCUGCGCCCUCAAUCCAGUGUCCGCAGAAGGAGCCCUGCGAGAGUGCGCCCUUGGAAAGCGGCUACCUCAGCCUGAGCGUGGCGCCCGGUACCCGGGGCAGGACUCCGGAGGAGCAGGGCGCGGACCCUGAGUCACACAGCUGGCCUGAGCAGGACCGCGCCGAGAUGCAGAUGAAAGUGGACUUCUUCCGCAAGCUGGGCUACUCCUCCGAAGAGAUCCUGGUCGUCCUCCAGAAGCUGGGCUUGAGCGCGGACACCAACGCCGUCCUGGGGGAGCUGGUGAAGCACGGGGUGGCGGCGGGGGAGCGGGAGCCCGCCGACGCCUCGCAGGAGGCCCCAGAGCCACCCACAGCUCCGCUGCACAGGAGCCCCAUGCCGGCCGUGCUUUUGGAGGGGAAGGAGGACCAGAACCUGCGGCCCAUUGUCAUAGAUGGGAGCAACGUGGCCAUGAGCCAUGGGGAUAAAGACAUCUUCUCUUGCCGAGGCAUUCUGCUGGCUGUGAACUGGUUUCUUGACCGAGGACACACGGAUAUCACCGUCUUCGUGCCGUCCUGGAGAAAGGAGCAGUCGAGGCCAGACGUCCCCAUCACAGAUCAGCAUAUCCUGCACGACCUUGAGAAGAAGAAGAUCCUUGUCUUCACGCCUUCGCGGCGGGUGGGGGGCAAGCGGGUGGUCUGCUACGACGACCGCUUCAUUGUGAAGCUGGCCUACGAGUCGGACGGUGUCAUCGUGUCCAACGACACCUACCGAGACCUGCAGUUGGAGCGCCCGGAGUGGAAGAAGUUCAUCGAAGAGCGCUUGCUGAUGUACUCCUUCGUCAGUGACAAGUUCAUGCCUCCUGAUGACCCGCUAGGGCGACACGGUCCCAGCCUGGACAACUUCCUGAGGAAGAAGCCGGUGCUGCCCGAACUCCGAAAGCAGCAGUGUCCCUAUGGCAAAAAAUGUACGUACGGGAUCAAGUGCCGAUUCUACCACCCUGAGCGCCUCAACCACCUGCAGCGCUCCGUCGCCGACGAGCUGCGGGCCAAUGCGCGGCUGUCUCCCACCAGGAGUGCUGCUGCUGCCAAGGAAGAAGGGCUGGGCCGGCGCCCUGUCCAGGCUGAAAUCUUGGGCUCUGUGCCCCUCGAGGGUGACAAGAUCGCCUUGCUGAAAGCUGCGGAGAAGAACUUGGUCUCUAAAGCAAAGCACGGGGACGUACCACCCCACUUGCCCAAAGGCAGUACCAGCACAGGGGGAACCCCUGUUGGCAGCAGCUACCGGCCUCCGGAGUGGUACCAGCCACCCCCGCUCUCCCCCCACAUGGACUCCCUGUCCUAUGUGUCUCAGGACCGCCUUGACUCUGGCAUCGGCUCCUUGGAGAACCAGCUGUCUGAGAUGUGGCCCAGCCCUUUGGCAGGCCACGGCAAGCAUUCUCACCCGGAGCACCUGGGGAUGGCCGCCCACAGGGGGCAGAGCCCCGCCUACCACCUACCUCCUGGCCCCGAGUCCAGUAGCUACAGCCACUACCAGCCCCAUGGCUAUCCCAAGGCCAUCUCGGCACCGGCCUCCAAUGCCAGCUUCUUGCAGUAUAGUACAGAUCUGUCGCACACCAGAGCGGCUCACUCCUUUUCCAGUUACGGCGUGCCUCAUGACUCCGGUGCGUCUCUCAGCCAUGGGCGGAAGUAUUGGUCUGAGCCUUACCAGCCUCCCCCUGCAGCGCCCCGGGAUCUGCCCAGAGCCCCCCAGCUGGCCUACAGCGACUCCUGCCAGUGGGCGUCGCCCGACCGCUUUGCCGAAGAGCGUGCCAACGUGCACGUGAAGCUGUGUGGGAUCUUCCAUCCUCACCUGGUGGAUGCUGUCAUGAGCCGCUUCCCGCAGAUGCUGGACCCGCAGCAGCUGGCUGCCGAGAUCCUCACAUACAAGUCCCAGAACCCCAGGGUGUGAAGCU